AUGUCCGCCGACGAAAAACCAAGCAGCGUAGAUCGCAUCGAAGACAUCGCCCAAACAGAAACAGGCCAGACGACACCUCCCGACGACUACGAUGAAGAAUUCACGCCCGAGGAACAGAAGAGGAUUAUUCGGCGGAUUGAUCUUCGUCUGGUCACUAUGACGGGUCUGGCGUAUUGUAUUUCGUUGAUGGAUCGGACAAAUUUGAGUGCUGCUGCUAUUGCGGGAUUGAAGAAGGAGUUGGCGUUGAGUGUUGGAAAUCGCUACUCUAUCGUCGUCCUGAUGUUCUUCGUCCCCUACGUCCUCUUCCAACCACCCAUGACAGUCUUGAUCCGCAAGAUUGGACCGACUAUCUUCCUGAGCACGAUUAUCAUGACUUGGGCGGUUAUUAUGAUUGGAACGGGUUUCGUCAAGAAUUGGGGUCAAUUGGUCGGACUACGUGUCCUGCUCGGUGUCCUGGAAGCUGGAUACUUCCCUGGCUGUGUUUAUCUGUUGUCGUGCUGGUAUACGCGAUACGACGUGCAAAAACGAUUCUCCGUUUUCUACUUGAUUGGCUGUGUGGCUUCGGCGCUGUCUGGUAUUCUUGCCUUUGGACUGAUGCAGUUGAAUGGCCAGCAUGGUUUGAGUGGGUGGCGAUGGAUUUUUAUUCUGGAGGGUGUGAUCACCGGAGCAAUCGGAUUGCUCUGCUACGUCUUCCUGGUGGAUUUCCCCGAUCGGGCGGCCAAAUCGUGGAAGUUCCUGAACCAGAAGGAGUGUGACUUUAUCGUGCGACGUAUUAACAAUGAUCGCAAGGAUGGAAAUUUGGAAGCCUUUUCGCUGGUGAAGUUCUUGCGGCCUGCGCUCGAUCUUAAGAUCUGGGGCUUUGCUAUGAUCUUCUUCUGUCUGACUACCGUCACCUACGCGAUCGCCUACUUCCUCCCCAUCAUCCUGAUGGAGGGCAUGGGCUUCGGCGUCGGCGCGGCCCAAUGCCUCGUCGCUCCACCCUACGUCUUUGCCGGUAUCGUGAUGUACAGCACGGCCUGGUUCGGCGACAAGUUCCAUGUCCGCGCACCGGUCCUCAUCUUCAAUGCUCUGCUCUGCAUCAUCGGCCUGCCCAUGAUGGGUUUCGCCAAGGGUGACGCGACCCGGUACGCGGGCGUGUUCUUCACCGUAGCAGGCGCCAACGCCAACAUCCCCACGUGCAUGGCAUACCAGGCGAAUAAUGUCCGUGGACAAUGGACGAGAGCGUUCUCCAGUGCGACUCUGGUCGGAUUCGGUGGUCUCGGCGGUAUUGCCAGUAGUUUGGUGUUCCGUACCCAGGACGCGCCGGGGUAUCGGCCGGGAAUGUACGCCGCGCUCGCGUGUAAUGUUUUGAUUAUUGUGAUUGUGUGUGCUAUGAGUCUUUGGUUCCGAGUGUGCAAUCGCCAGGCUAGCCAGGGGAAACGGGUUAUCGAGGGGGAGGCCAGUUUCCGGUAUACCAUUUAGUUCCAGGAUUUGGAGGGUGGAUGGCGAGACCCGCGGGGAGCAAGCAGGAAACCGGG
Messenger RNA from Penicillium subrubescens, 1517 nucleotides. Its product is annotated as putative phthalate transporter. Gene Ontology annotation, cellular component: membrane. Gene Ontology annotation, molecular function: transmembrane transporter activity. The record is from RefSeq and is a predicted model, not a curated record. The transcript is spliced from 8 exons. Gene Ontology annotation, biological process: transmembrane transport. Lineage: Eukaryota; Fungi; Ascomycota; Eurotiomycetes; Eurotiales; Aspergillaceae. Bases 1 to 1461 code for a protein of 486 amino acids.